AUGGGGCGAGGAUCCGUCGGGUGGGAUAUCUUGGGCUUCCUGCCGACCGAGCUGGUGCUCGACCUCGGCUCGCUUGAGCUCAUGGACGAACGUGAGCCACUUCCAGGCGUAGAGCGAUGGAACCAUUUCGUCGGACGCGAGAGAAACGACGCGAAGCUACCCGAGGGUGAAACUGAACGCGACGAGGGAGACGGGGUACCUCCGGGAGACAGGCCAAAGCCCAACUGA
Sparassis crispa is the source of this 228-nucleotide messenger RNA. RefSeq lists its product as hypothetical. The record is from RefSeq and is a predicted model, not a curated record. Bases 1 to 228 code for a protein of 75 amino acids. The transcript has a single exon. Lineage: Eukaryota; Fungi; Basidiomycota; Agaricomycetes; Polyporales; Sparassidaceae.